Messenger RNA from Camelina sativa (false flax), 1346 nucleotides. RefSeq names its product persulfide dioxygenase ETHE1 homolog, mitochondrial. Gene Ontology annotation, molecular function: sulfur dioxygenase activity. Gene Ontology annotation, cellular component: mitochondrion. NCBI's taxonomy places the organism in Eukaryota, Viridiplantae, Streptophyta, Magnoliopsida, Brassicales, Brassicaceae. Gene Ontology annotation, biological process: glutathione metabolic process; hydrogen sulfide metabolic process. The record is from RefSeq and is a predicted model, not a curated record.
GGGGGUUGGUUACUCACAACAGAGAUUCCUGAAUCUCCGAUAACUUUUUCUUUAUUUUUUAUUUUUUGUAUCAGAUGAGUUUUUAAAUCUUAUCCCCUCUGAUUAAAAAGAAAGAAAAAAUCAGUGCUGAUCCAUCAUGGGUCCUACCACAUCGUAUGUCCGAAGAAUGUGAUUGACAUCGACACACUUAUGUUGCGGCUUUAAUAUUAUAACAAUUAACAAUGGUGAUGACACAUUUUUCACGUCUCCGACAACUUCCUCUACUCCUACAACCCAAAUCUCUCAUUUCUCAAUCUCGUUUCCUCCGUCCUCCUCCUCUUCUAUUGAAAACUCCAACAUUUCUCCGAUCAGUGAUGGGUUCUUCUUCAUCUUUAUCCUCCUCCUCGAAGCUUCUCUUUCGCCAACUCUUUGAGAAAGAAUCUUCCACCUUUACCUAUCUUCUCGCCGACGUUUCUCAUCCUGAUAAGCCUGCUUUGUUGAUUGAUCCGGUCGACAAGACUGUUGAUAGAGAUUUGAAGCUGAUAAAUGAGUUAGGUUUGAAGCUUAUCUAUGCUAUGAACACUCAUGUUCAUGCUGAUCAUGUCACUGGAACUGGACUUCUUAAGACUAAGCUCCCGGGUGUGAAAUCAGUCAUUUCGAAAGCAAGUGGUUCCAAAGCAGAUAUGUUUCUUGAACACGGUGACAAAGUAUCCAUCGGCGAUAUAUACCUCGAGGCUCGUUCUACACCUGGACAUACUGCAGGAUGUGUUACAUAUGUGACUGGAGAAGAGGCUGAUCAGCCCCAACCAAGAAUGGCUUUUACCGGGGAUGCUGUACUCAUCCGGGGUUGUGGGAGGACUGACUUUCAGGGAGGAAGCUCGGAUCAGCUAUAUGAGUCUGUGCACUCUCAGAUAUUUACAUUGCCAAAAGACACAUUGAUCUAUCCAGCUCACGACUACAAAGGUUUCGAGGUAAGUACAGUUGGAGAAGAGAUGCAACACAACACACGUUUAACUAAAGAUAAAGAAACAUUCAAAUCCAUUAUGUCAAAUCUCAAUUUGGCGUAUCCAAAGAUGAUUGAUGUUGCAGUACCAGCAAAUAUGGUAUGUGGACUACAAGAUGUGCCUUCUCAAGUCAACUAAAACGCUACUCAAUAUGUUUCUCCUUUCUUUAUCUAUUCCUUCAUUCUAUAUUUUACCAGAAGCCAAUAAAACUCUUGACAGUAGUUUGUUCAGGGGUGUGUGUUUGUCACGUAAUUUUAUUCUUCAUUCUACAAAACUUGCUUCCAGCUUAGAUAAGAUUGUGUAAAUUAGAUUGAGCAUAUGGAAUUUGCUAUGAAGAUGAAGACAGUAUUUGCGUGUUCAACU